AUGCAAUACCGCACCAUGAGCACGCCCAGCUUGCAUUUCCAUCCCCAUAAGCUGUUGCUGCCGCUGCUGAGGCCGCCGCCAGUGAUCCUACUAGUCAUCCUUGCCGCCGCGGCUGAUGGGCAGCGUCCGGGUUGCCCCGACAAGUGCGGCGACAUCGACAUCGCCUUCCCGUUUGGCAUCGGCCCCGACUGCUUCCGCGGUGGCUUCGAGGUCUUGUGCAACCACUCCUACAAUCCCCCUCGCGCCUUCCUUGCUGAGAGCACAAUAAAGAGCAAGGUGUACCACUACGGCACGGUCCUGAGCGAGGGUCCUCAGAAUUCGUCAUGGCCGCUGGAGCUGCAGAGCAUAUCAGUCGCCACGGGCGAGGCACGAGUGUACGCCCCGAUCUUGUACCACUGCAGCACAAAUCGCACAAAUGACCCAAAUCAAACCGGGGGCUUCAUGUCCACGGAACAUGUUCUGACGCUCUACGACACGCCGUUCACCGUGUCGUUGACGCGUAAUGUUCUCAUCGGCAUCGGCUUGGAUGUCCAAGCUUUUCUGAGUUACGCGCCGGGGGGCUACACCUCCCAUGGUAGCUUGGAUUGCGACGCAAAAGAUUCCCUGGACAGCAGGGCCAGGCUUGGUGCGAGGAACGGGACGUGCAAUGGGCGGGGCUGCUGCCAGGCCACCCUUGUGGCCGACGACGGCGGCAAGCAUUUCAACUUGGAGGUCCGCGCCCACCACUCCAGCAGCACACUGAAAACCAACCCAUGCGGCUACGGUAUGCUCGUGGAGCAGUCAGGGUACAACUUCUCUACCAUGGACAUGCUGGGCAACAAGACGCUGCUCAAAAGUUUCCCUCGGGGCGUCGCCCUCUCGCUCGAUUUCGCCAUCCAGAGUAACCGGGGGUGUCCGCCGCCUCCGGACUCCGCCUGCGUCAGUGGCAACAGCUCUUGUGCCAUCGGACCAUUUACAUAUACUCCUGGGUAUUUCUGCAAGUGCUGGGACCAUUACAAUGGCAACCCAUACGUCCCUAACGGAUGCCAAGACAUUGAUGAGUGCCUCGAAAAUCCCUGCUCAAAUGGCGGGAUAUGCAAAAACAAGCCUGGAGGCUAUGACUGUCCAUGCAAAGUCGGAAUGAAAGAUGACGGCAAAGGGGGAACCUGCACAGAUAUAUUUCCUCUAGCCGCAAAGGUUACCGUGGGUGUAAUAGGUGGUAUUCUUCUCAUGGCGGUUCUAUCAUUUAUUGGUAUUCUUCACAAAGAGAAAAAGAAGACGAAAGAAUUUUACGAAAAAAAUGGCGGCCCUAUAUUAGAGCAGGCAAAUACCAUUAAACUUUUCAAAAAGGGGGAGCUCAAGCCACUUUUAAAGAAUAGCAACUUAAUUGGAAAAGGCUGCUUCGGUGAAGUGUACAAGGGGCUUCUUGACGAUAAAGAAGUUGCAAUAAAGAAGCCAAUCAAUGGUAGUGUGCUAGAGAGUGAACAAUUUGCAAAUGAAGUCAUCAUCCAAUCUCGAGUCAUCCACAAGAACAUUGUUAGGCUCAUUGGUUGUUGCCUUGAAGUUGAUGCCCCCAUGCUGGUCUAUGAGUUUAUCUCGCAAGGUAGCCUUGAUGAUAUUCUUCACCGCAACAAUAACAAGGUGGCCCUCAACUUGGAUACACGUUUAAAUAUUGCCGCACUGUCGGCGGAUGGUCUAGCUUAUAUGCACUCACAAGCAAACACUAGAAUUCUACACGGUGAUGUCAAACCAGCAAAUAUACUCUUGGAUGAUAAAUUUGCGCCCAAAAUUUCAGACUUCGGCAUAUCUAGAUUGCUUGCGAGAGACAAGGAACACACUGCAUCAGUCAUCGGCGACAAGAAUUAUAUGGAUCCGGUAUAUCUACAAGAAGGCCUACUCACUGAAAAAAGUGACGUCUACAGUUUUGGAGUUGUGAUCCUGGAGCUUAUUAGCAGCAGGAGGGCCAUACAUUCUGAGAAUGAUAGCUUGGUAAAGAGCUUUCUUGAUGCCCAUAAGAAACAGGAGAAAUCAACUGAGCUUUUUGACAAGGAAAUUGCAACGGCAGAAGGUUUAGAGCUUCUUGAUAAUCUAGCAGGUAUGGCAAUGGAAUGCCUGAGCCUUGAUGUAGAUAAAAGACCAACGAUGAUGGAGGUAGCUCAGCGACUACACAUACUGAGUCGAUCCAGUAAGGUGCAAGAUGUUUGUCACGAAGUAAUUUUUGACAAAAGUAAUGCCAAAAACAUGAGCAGUGGAGGUCUCCUUGGUUAG
Messenger RNA from Triticum aestivum (bread wheat), 2247 nucleotides. RefSeq names its product wall-associated receptor kinase 1-like. Bases 1 to 2247 code for a protein of 748 amino acids. The record is from RefSeq and is a predicted model, not a curated record. The transcript has 4 exons. Gene Ontology annotation, biological process: protein phosphorylation; cell surface receptor signaling pathway. NCBI's taxonomy places the organism in Eukaryota, Viridiplantae, Streptophyta, Magnoliopsida, Poales, Poaceae. Gene Ontology annotation, molecular function: protein serine/threonine kinase activity; calcium ion binding; ATP binding. Gene Ontology annotation, cellular component: plasma membrane.